Messenger RNA from Dacryopinax primogenitus, 2030 nucleotides. RefSeq lists its product as uncharacterized. The transcript is spliced from 5 exons. The coding region runs from base 6 to 2030 and encodes 674 amino acids. Lineage: Eukaryota; Fungi; Basidiomycota; Dacrymycetes; Dacrymycetales; Dacrymycetaceae. The record is from RefSeq and is a predicted model, not a curated record.
CCCACAUGCCAAAAGUCACACACAGGAAGUCUGCAGCCAUCCACCACAACGUCGACGACAACAUCGGCAACACCUCCGCCACUGUCGUCGCCGAUGGAGGAAAGACUCUCUCGAAGGAAUGUGAUGCUGACAUCUUCGUUGACCCUAUGCUCGGCGGACCUCUUCCGAUGUUCGUUGAGCGCGACGUGUCAGACGCGCCCAAGCUCAUCGAUCUCAUCAUGAAACACGGCGGUCAGGUGUCGUCCGGGUACAGCAACGUCAACUACAUCAUCGUCAAUCCUCUCAGCAACUCGGGCAAGAACCUCGCCCGUCAGUAUGCGGGUAAGAAGGGCAAGGUCGUCCUUGCCAGCAACUGGAUCACCGAGUGCAUACGCAAGGGCGAGCUACUGACGUUCAAGAGCGAUUGGGCGGGCUUCAGGCUGGAUGGGUAUGAUAGCAACGAGCGCCCUCAGACGGCGGCCAACAUCCUCUCCAGCGUAUCGCGCCCUAUGGAGCCUAUCGAUACACCAGUGACAGUGCCCCCAAGGGGAAAGAAACGGCCUCGGCAGUCCGAGCCCGAGGUGCCCGCAGUGCCUCCCCCCCCUCUCCCACAAGCGCCCUCUCCCUCUCUCCCACCAAACGUCUACCCUCUCACUGUCUCCCAGAUCGCAACCCAGCAGCCUCUCGGCAGCUGGCAGCUCCCGCAGAACCUGCCUCCCCCGGGUAUGGCGCCCCCGCCUAUGCAGCGCAUGCCGGGCUACCCGCCUGGUGCUAUAGCCCCGCCCCCACAGAUGCAGCCGGCGACGCUCAGGCCUCCUUGGGAGACGUUUUCCGCUCCACCACCCCCGGGGUAUGCCUUUCACUAUCCUGCGCCUGGGCACUGGGAUGAAAAUCCGUAUUAUCCUCAUUUUCAGGCACCUCCGCCGCCUCCACCUGCUUAUCCGCCUGAAGAGGCAUAUGUUGGUCAGCCGUUCACCACGCCUCCGUCUGACGCUGCGGAGCAUGAUGCUGCAGCUGAAGUCGAGCGUGGAAGGUCGAUACACCGCGCGAGCCGGACGUCGACUUCGCGCCAGUCUAUCGCACAAUCGGGUGCUUCGCGCACGUUCCGCAAGCCUCUUGCGCGCUCCCCCACUCCGCCAACGCGUAUCAUGAAAUCGACAUUUGGAGGCAACCUCUUCACGAGCGAGGAUAUCCUCUACCUGAAGAAGUACAUCGAUUACUGCCAGCAGCAGGGGCUCAUCCUCUCACUGCGCGAGAUCUGCGAGCGUCUUGCUAUCCGCGCGCCGCACCAUACGUUCUACAGCUGGCGGAGGUUCUGCAACAAGCAUCAGAUCAAGCUCGGCGCGUACGAUAUGAGCGUGUUUAAGGCUAGUGUGGAGCCUGACGUGGACGGGGAGGAGAGCGGGGAGAGCGGGCUGGAGCGGGACGGCGAGGAGCAGGAUGAUGACGAAGAUGAGGAAGUGAGGAACGCAAUACUUGGGCCUACGCCUAUCCUUUCCCCCCUUGCGCCGGGCAGGGGCCGCACGGUCCAGGCCCCUGCUGCAUCGGGGUAUCUGGAACAGUCACGCGAUCGGAGUCCCACCCCGCCGAAGACGCUCUAUCGCUCUACCACGGGGAAAGGCGUCGCUUUUACCGAGGAGGACGUGAGGUAUCUCCUUAGGUACCUGCAGUAUGCGCAGGGACAGGAUAUGGUCCAAGUCUGGAGGGAUAUCGCUCUGAAGGCACCACAUCAUUCCCGCGCCUCGUGGAUGAAAUACUGGCGUCGCCACAAACACGAGUUCGACACUGACCGGCCCCCCACGCUCCCCCAAGCUGGACCAGAUGAGCCCGCAACCAAGCGCCGCCGGUACGACAGGGAAGACGACAUCAAGCUUGCGCGACUUAUGCUGGGCAAGCCUGCGGGAACGAGCGACCAGAUCUUCCAGUCGUUCGCGAUGCUCCCCGAGAAUGCGCAUCAUCCGUGGAAAGGAUGGCAGGAACAUCAUAGGAUUCAUAAGGCGAAGAUUGACCAUGUUUUGCAGCAGAUGGAGUUGGGCACGUUUAAGGACUGA